AUCAAUUUGGAGGGGCAGAUCGUCACUUUGAUCGAUGCAAUUUUAAGAGUUUUAAAAUAUAUUCGCCUAAUAGUAAACAUACCAUUCAUAUCUACUUCACUUUCGAUUUCUGUUUAGUUUAAAAGUAGUAAUAGUGUUGUAAUUUAAUGCUCAGGGUGAUUGUUGUAUAAAUUUUUAAAAGUUUCGGUGUUAUUUUUGUUAGAAACUAAGUGUGAAUAGAACGAUGGAUUAUUUAUGGGAGGAAGCCGAAAUUCUUAUAAAUUUAACAAAAAAUAAUAACACAGAUGUGACUAAUAUUGUUAAAAUGGUGGCGGAAAGAUAUUCAUCAGUUUUAGAACGAGUUAGUGAUCCUAGAACUACGGAUUGGCCGCUGGUUCAAAAUAUAUUUCCUACAAUCUCCAUGGUUUUGGGAUAUUUGUAUGUUAUAUUAUUUCUGGGUCCUAUGAUUAUGGAAAAUCGAAAACCAUUCAAAUUAAAAGAAGUUCUCAUUAUAUACAACGGUGCACAAGUAUUGUAUAGUCUUUUUAUGUUAUAUGAGCAUUUAAUGAGCGGUUGGUUUUGGGACUACAGUUUGAAAUGUCAACCUAUUGAUUAUUCAACGAAUCCCAAAGCUUUAAGGAUGGCGAACCUCUGUUGGUGGUACUACAUUUCCAAACUGACUGAGUUCGCAGACACUCUCUUUUUUGUUCUCAGGAAAAAAACAAGUCAAAUUACAUUUCUACAUGUUUAUCAUCACAGUUUGACACCAAUAGAAACUUGGUUCCUUGUAAAAUUUCUAGCAGGAGGCCAUGGCACAUUCUCUAAUCUAAUUAACAAUCUGGUACACGUCUUUAUGUAUUUCUACUACAUGGUUGCCGCUAUGGGACCGGAAUAUCAAAAAUACGUAUGGUGGAAGAAGCAUUUGACAACGUUGCAGUUGAUUCAAUUCGGACUCGUUUUCGUCCAUUCGGCACAACUUUUAUGGACAGAUUGCGGUUAUCCUAGAUGGGUUGGAUACUUUUUACUAAUCCAUUCCACGAUAUUCUUCGUACUUUUCUCAAACUUCUACUAUCAAACAUACAAGAAUAGUAAAAAACUAAAAUGUUUAAAAACCAACUAGAUUUUUUUACGUCCCUUAUAAUUUAUUGUACAGUUUCUUUGUGGCAGUACUUAUUAUUGCUGACAAUAAACUUUCUUCGUAGAAGAUAUACAUAUGAAAAUAUCGUUGAAUAGGUAGAUCUAGUUGAUCUUAAGACGUAAGUAAUUUUGUAAAAAAUAUCACUAGUUUCUAAAUAUUUAGUUAUUUUGAAUAUGGAUUAGCUUAUUUUGUACAUUAGAUGAAAUGUUUUUCAGUAUGAGCGUUAAAAUAAUUUUUAUAUUCAUGCUGAUUUAAUCAUGAUUUAGUUUGAUAUUUUUUUUUCAAAUCGUCGUGUAGUGUUUUCAAGGUUUUGAAGAAGUUUGACCUACUUCCAUCUAAGUUAAAUGAAUAAAAAUGAUUAGAUAUCUGUAAUUAUGAAAAGAUUGAGGUACAUUUUUCUCCAUACUACAUACCACCAUUAUACGAAUCUGUAAAAUAUUUCUCAACCUCUAUUCAUUCUUCAGGUACAUUGAAAUCUUUCAGAUACAUAGAUUUUACUGGUAUGGCAUUGAUGCUCUGUCUUCCAGUUUUUUAUUUCUAUCGUUAUAUGGUUAUUUUUUGAUGUGAAGUUGAUUCAAUUUAAUUAAAGUAUUUCUAUUCUAUUCCCAUUGCAUUGAAAUUUUUCUUCGCCAUUUUUUGAAGGAAGCGAAGAGAACCACAUCAAGUAGCUGACAACCAUUGGUGGAUUUUGGAAUACGUACAACGAAUUGAAGGCUGUUUGCUUCGCAUAUCUGGAUGACUUCUAAUGUGACGUGAGGAAACUGUCCCCAAUAAUGAUUUGUUUUUCUUGUUUAUGCCCGAAGUAGGAACCAUUUUACGAAAACUAGGGCCUCCGAUCAACCAAAUUAAUAUCCCAAUAAUCAAUUUUCCUCAUAUUCUUCAUUCGGCAUCUACCGUUGAAAACGAGAAGGGAUUAUCAAUUUUUCGAAGCUUCCAUUAUAAUGAAAUGGAUGAUUUUUGAAGAGACUACAAAUUCUCUACUAAAAUCUUAACACUGGCAAGAUCAUCGCUAUACUAUAAUCCUCAAUACUAUAAAGUUGUAUGUAUUUGGUUUGAAAAUAGGUGAAAGCUCUUCAAUUCACCAACUUAACUUCAUAAAAACUGAUUGACAUCAUAUAUUUUGUUUGUUAAUUCCUUCCAUCGGCAAAAGAAGAUUUUGAAAUGUCAUUAAAUCCGAAUGCCAUCGAAUAGAUAUCACUUGAUACCUAAUAUCACGCAUGAUUGUAGAGACUUAUGACUACCUUUUGUAAGUUUUUACAGUUGUCAAAGUCGCACUAAAAAAUCUAAAUGAUCUAGCUGCGUUCCUGUUUGAAAAACAGAUCAAAUGUAAGAAUCAAAAAUAGUAAAAAUUAUUAUUUUUUUUGUGGCUGUAGCAAACUGUAUGUUAUUUCUUAAAAAUAUUCUCAAAAUAAAGGACUUUUUUCGGGUGGAAGUACCUCAAAAUAUUCAUGGUUCUGAAUACUUCCAGUUUUCAUCGGUACUCUGUCAUAGGUUAUGUUAAUAUAUCUCUGGCAGCGAAAUUUCAAAAUAUUUUAUAAAAUUUAUGAUAAAAAUAUGCGACCUAAAAAUAGUUGGGCAAUUUUUUUUCGUCAAGACCACGAAGGUUAGUAAACAACACCUUUCGACUUUGAAUAUAAUUAUAUUUAAAGCAAGAUUUUUUCACAAAUUUUAUUAACACUUCAUGUGCAAUAGAUCUGAUAAUUAUAUAUAAAGAUUUGUAUCUACAAAUUUGUUUAGUAAUUAUAAAAUGAUAGAACAUAAAUGCAGAAAUUACUAGUAAUAUUUCAUAAAUUCGAUUAGAAGUAAUAUUAUAUCAGAUUUUUAAAUUAAAAAUUACUUUGACGCUCAUUGGUGAUGUGUAUUGUAGAUUAGGGAGAUGUAGGUAGUCGUAAGCUAAUUAACCUAGUCAUACAGUUCUGUUUGUAACAGGUAUAAUGUAAUGGGAUAGUGUUGAUAUGAUAAGAUACAGCUACAUUCUUCUGAAGGAGUUCACCAAUCAAUGAAAAAAUCUAUCCCUUUUUUACAAAUCAUUGACUGUAUUUUAUUGUGCAAUCUGUGGUAUUAGAGAUGUAGCCUUAGACAAUAUUACCUAAGUAGCAAAAAACAAAUGGGUCAAUUUAAUAGCAUAACUCAUCCUAGAUUAGUAUUGGAUCUAGCUCUAACCUUAGUUAUCGAUACUUAGCUCCAGAGCUGGAUAGUAUUCGCAUAAAUUGUACUCAUAAUAGUACUUAAAGUAUUCAGUAUCGAUAUUCUUGAGUCCUUUUUAUUUUACAGUUCUUAGUAUUCCCAAUUCCUACAGUUGACGAGUAACGAGUACGAGUAUCGAGAUAUAGCGACGACGACACUCGUAGACAAGACUUGACAAGUAUUCUAAACAAUUCUUAGUUUGUCGCUUGAACUGGCUUGUCCCCUGUUUUGUUUGGUUUUGUUUCAUAGAUCACUGCUCAAUCGCUCAAUCAGUCAGUGGAUUUAUCGUCACAAAAAAUUGUGUCUUCCACCUUAUCUUUGGUUCUUUGGUUUGUUAAAUCUUUAUCAAAUGUAGAGGUGAAUCUCCGUGUUACUAUAUAUGUUAUAUUAUCACGAUUACUGCCAAAACAAUUUCCGCAACUUGCUUUAAUCCCAUUAAGUCAUUAAAAAUACUUAUUUAAAGAAAAAGUUGACACUGAAAUGUGUUUUUAAAAAAACAGUUCAGUUAUGUAAGAAAAUCUCCUCGGGUGUUGAAUUAUUAGUUAUUUCGUAGUUGGGGUUAAAAUUAAAAUGUUAAAACUCCCAGUUCCAGUUACUACUACUAUAAUUUCUUGCUCAUCUGUCCAAUAGUCUCCAAGUCUAAAAUAAGUGCUGGUAUUCGUUACUCAUUUUUUCACGACUACUCUGUAAAAUUUGUAAAAGUAUUCAUUUGUUCGAAUACUUUUAAGUACUUUUUGAAGGUACUCAUGGAAAAGUACUCAUGAUUUGGUAAUUUCCAGUAAGAGAUGUGUAUUAUGUUCCUCAUAAUGAUAUUUAGAAAAAUAUAUAACAUAUUCUAUAUCUUAGUAAAGGAUAAAGACAAAAAAAAUCACUUUUGAAUUAUCCAUAUAUAUUAUCAUCAUUAUUGACUGCUGACGAAAAUUAGUGGGACAAAGUGCAAUAAUAAUGAAAUUCGUGUAAAAAAUGAAACUAGUCGUAAAAAAUUUUAUGUCAAAUUCAUAGAUACUAUUUUUUAUGCUAGUGCCAUUCGAUAGGAACAACAAAUGAACGUACCUAUACACAAUAGCAUUACAAAAAUUGUAAAUAAAAAUAUUUAAUCAAUGUCAAUUAUUAAUACAACUAAGUCAAUUUGCUCAAUGCUUUUAUAUUAUGAGAAAUAAAAUAUUUCAUUAAUUUGA
Molecule: messenger RNA, 4482 nt
Organism: Diorhabda sublineata
Lineage: Eukaryota; Metazoa; Arthropoda; Insecta; Coleoptera; Chrysomelidae
Product: elongation of very long chain fatty acids protein AAEL008004-like
Exons: 7
Coding region: 224-1099 (291 amino acids)
Biological process (GO): sphingolipid biosynthetic process; very long-chain fatty acid biosynthetic process; fatty acid elongation, monounsaturated fatty acid
Cellular component (GO): endoplasmic reticulum membrane
Molecular function (GO): fatty acid elongase activity
Source: RefSeq, a predicted model, not a curated record